Messenger RNA from Xenopus tropicalis (tropical clawed frog), 6709 nucleotides. RefSeq names its product DIX domain containing 1 (gene dixdc1). Gene Ontology annotation, cellular component: stress fiber; focal adhesion. The coding region runs from base 345 to 2384 and encodes 679 amino acids. NCBI's taxonomy places the organism in Eukaryota, Metazoa, Chordata, Amphibia, Anura, Pipidae. The transcript has 21 exons. The record is from RefSeq and is a predicted model, not a curated record. Gene Ontology annotation, biological process: Wnt signaling pathway.
UUCGCGUUAAAACAAAAGACUCGCCUCCAGUACGCUCCGCCAAUCGCGCUACUAGGAUCGUGUAGCGCUCCUCCCACCCUGGAUAUGCUAUUGGCACAGGUUUAGGUCCGGCCGCCUGCUAUCCUCGCCUAGUGUGUUUGGUUACUAUGGAGAUAGCAGUACGCUGGCGCUCUGGGGGGCAGGAUGCUACACUUGCAACACUUUCCCUAAGCCACACAGAGCAUUAACUUCUGCUUUUCAGCGCCAACUUUCUGCUGCUGCAGCUGCCGUAUGUGGCCAUGCAAGCCCCUCUGAGACAGCUUUGACCUUGUGGCCUGGCUCCCUGGUGUGACCUUAGUAAAACAAUGGAAAUUGCUGCACACAACAUUCUGCCACCAACAUCUCAGCAACUGCAAGCAUAUGUUGCCUGGGUGAAUUCUCAGCUGAAAAAGAAGGUGGGGCUUAAUCCAGUGCAGGACUUAAGGCAGGACCUUCGAGAUGGUGUUGUUUUAGCACACCUUAUAGAAAUUGUAGCUGGGGAAAACUUAAGUGGGAUCCAUCUUCAGCCAAGCUCUGUACAGGAGAGGAGAGAAAAUGUGGAGAAAGUUCUGCAAUUUGUGGCUUCCAAGAAGAUCCGAAUGCACCAAACGUCAUCCAAGGAUAUCGUGGAUGGGAAUCUGAAAUCCAUCAUGAGACUUAUCCUUACACUAGCAGCUCAUUUUAAACCUGUCUCUGGAAGAUAUACAAAUCACAAUGUGGUGGGAGGGACAGGGAAAAGCCAGUCGGCUUCUUUGGACAACCACAGGCCCCAUUCCACUGCUGCAAUGGCUCAGGGUGCAGCUGCUGCUCUUGCAGAGGUUCGGCAGGACAUGUCACGAUCUGGCCGGGAUAUUUUUCGCUACAGGCAAAGGAACAGCAGUUUUGAAGAAGAGAUUGGAAACCCAUACUGGAGUGUGAGGGCAAUGGUGAAGCAGUAUGAAGGGAAUUCUUCACCAGAGACAUUAAGCCUCGCAUCACCAAGUCCAGUACACAGUGCAAAAUCAGAGGUCAAUGAAACUGCAUGUGACGAGAAGGAACUUGCUGUCAUUCAGUCGGAAGAAAGCAUUGCUAAGCGAGAAGAUUCUCCUUUGUGCCAUGCUGACCUUCAGUGUACGAGCCCUGUCAUUUACCCUGAGUCAUCAUGGGAGGACCGUCUCCUGGAGCAACAGGACCAUUUAGAAAAAGAGAUGGAAGAAGCCAAGAAAAUGAUAUCUGGUUUACAGGCGCUGCUAUUAAAUGGAUCCCUCCCUGAGGACGAACAACAGAGCUUGUUCACUUUGCGAGAAGAUGGGGCGUGCCCAGAAGAACAACUGGUCAUCAUCAAAAGUCGUUUGGAUCAAAGUAUGAGUGAAAAUCAGUCACUAAAGAAUGAACUUUUGAACUAUAAACAGGAAAACAGAAAUUUGCAGGGAAUAAAGGAUGCACUGCAGCAGAGAAUGGCUCACCAGGAAAGCUCUGUGCUCCAACUGAAACAGGAGUUACUGCGAGCUAACAUGGACAAGGAUGAGCUGCAAAGCCAGAAUGUGGAUUUGCAAAGAAAAAUGGAAGAGAGGAGCCAGUUAGCUGCAGAGUAUAAGAAAGAAUUAACCCAGAAGGAAUGGCUUAUACAGCAGUUGCAAGGGAAGCUUGAUGAGUCUCAUCGGAAGCUUUCUGAAGCCAACUAUCAAAAGACUGAUCUUCAGAAGGAGUUAGAUCACCGGAAGGCUCUUCUUCAGCAGUACAUGAAUGGAGAGGAUGACCAGGUCAGUGACUACAUGAGCCACCCUGCUCAGACCAAUGGCUUUAUGCAGUCUGCAGGCAAAGUGCCCUCACGUGAACCUGCCCAGCAAAGAACAGCUAACGACUUGCAGUUGGUGCGGGAUGCACUGCGUAGCCUGCGAAACAGUUUUAGUGGCCAUGACCCUCAGCACCACACAAUAGAUAGCCUGGAACAGGGUAUCUCAAGUCUAAUGGACAGACUUCAUGCCAUAGAGACGCAGAGGAGGCAUGACAGGAAGGCUCGGAGUAAGAUGCAAGGAAGUAAAGGAAUCAAUGAAUACAGGGAUUCAUGGCCUCCUAAUACCACAAUGCCACAUUCACAGAGUACCCCAGUCAUGGGCAACAGCAACUCAUCCACCAAAGUGCUGUACUUUACUGACCGCUCUCUGACACCCUUUAUGGUCACCAUACCAAAGAGGUUAGGAGAGGUGACACUGAGGGACUUCAGGGCAGCCAUUGGCCGAGAGGGAAGUCACAGAUACCACUUCAAGGCUUUGGAUCCUGAAUUUGGAACAGUAAAAGAAGAGGUAUUUCAUGAUGAUGAUAUCAUUCCAGGCUGGGAAGGUAAAAUUGUAGCCUGGGUGGAAGAAGAUCACGGAAACAUCUGACAUUGAUCAUUUGGGAGUAGAAUGAGCAACUCCAUGAUACGGGUCUGGAUAAUUUAUCAUGCUGCCAAAUGUGGAUUCUGCAGGCACCAAAAACAAUGAACUAAGCUGAUACACAGUUCCUGCUGAAGGGAACAAGAUCCUAACUAGUUGCUGUCGAUGCUUUUAUUGCAUCAAACUGGACAACGGACGUUUGGGAUAGCUGAACUGACAUUAUUUCAUAAGAUUUAUGUGGUCCAUGCCUUGUGGAUACCAGCAGCCUUAUAAUGUAUGAAUUUGUGAUGGAGAGUAUUCAGUAUUUUUAUAAAGGAUACAGUGCGGUAAAUUUAGUCUUGCAGCUACAGCAGGACAAUAUGUAAUUGGCCCCUUCAGGUUACACAAUUCAUAGACAGGUUUGAUAUAAUUGUGCUUUAAUAACAGCAUGCUAGUUGCCAUCUAAAGAAGCAGACUGCAUUCUAAAUCUGCAUUCUGAAUCUACAGCAUAGGCAACUCAGAUGCCCAGAACAUUACUGCUGUAGAAUUAAAUCUAUGGUAAAAUGGUUAAACCUGUGCCCCUACAUCUCACAGAAUAUGAUGUUGUGGAGUGUUGGGGGUAUAGUUUAAUUUUAACCAUAUACAUAUUGGAGGUCACAGAUAUAAAAAAAAUAAUAUGAUUAAUUUAGGCAUUUUGUAUUUACAGCCAACCACAGCCCAUAUUGAUGUAUUGGAAAUGCUAUGGUCAAAGGCAGACCUCUACUUAGAAAAGGGCUCUGUGAUCCAUAUACUCACAUAGCAUUUUUAAUUACAACUGAAAAAGAAGGCUAAUAAUCUUACAAAAUUUAACAAAAUAAAUUCAUUUAUAACAUAAUAAAAGUUACCUCAAAAGCAAUUGAGUUCCAAAGAGUUUAACUGCUAGUAAACUGAUUAAGCCUAUACUUUAAAGUCAAAGGAAUAUAAAACAAAUUGUCCAUAAUUGCUGGAUUACGCUGUGCAAACUUCAGCAGUAUUUCUCAUGUCUUACGCCCCCCCUAGUGAUAAGAUUUGCUACGAGUAUGAAUACAAUGAUGAAUUACUUUGCACUGCACCACUGCUAGGAACUAGUAUUAAGUGAAUGGUUCCCUAUGGGGCGCUAUUCCCCUUACACACCAGCACUUGUGCCUAUCUGAUGGUUAAUAAGCCCUAAUUUUCAGCUCCAUUGUAUUCUGUUUCUACAACUUCCCUUUCAUAUUAUAUAGAUGCAGUUUCAGUUGAUACAGAUUCUUCAAGUUCAGGAAGAUCUGGAUUCAUCUGCAACCAAACCCUGAUUUUAUUGUAAUUACAUUUGUUGGACUCCAGAGCUGUAAGGUCUUGAUAAUAAGUUAUGUGGCUCAAUAUUAAAUAUGCAGUUAAUACUACAUAUUGCCGUUGGCACAAUUCUAACUCUGUAGAUUCUGGGGCUUCUAAAUUUCUGUCUUUUUGAAUAUUGGCUGCAGUAACCUAAACGCUGUUAACUGAAAUCUCUUAGUCCUUUCCUUCUGCUUUUAUGCAAACUACCUCUCUUAUCUGCUGCUUAUGCACCAUAAAAACAUUUGCCCAAAUCCUCACUUCACUCCUACAUUACUCAUCAGUGCUCCAGCCCACAAUCAGCAGCUCGUUGUUAUCCCUCCUUAUCAUAACUAACGUAACCUUCUUUUGAACUGAACGCUUACUUUUGUUUUCCAUAAGUUCUCUGGCACACGCGGGCGACUAAUCUCCCCGAAAUGCCAAAAUGUAAAUCGCAGGUGGGAUGGCAUACGCGGCGGAAGUUGCCUUUAGAGGGAAUCCCACCGGCAUUUACAUUUUCGCCGAUGGGAUGGCAUUUCAGGGAGAUUAUUUGCCCGCGAACAGGGAGAUUUGUCACGGGCAACUAAUCUCCACGUGUGCCAGAGCCCUAAGGUGACCAUACAUUGGUUGUAGGAAAGAUUGUUCGUCUACUCUACUAACAUUAAGAGCUGAAUCAUCAGAUAUGCAGGUAAAAACAAAGGAAUUCUUUAUUCCUAUCUCACGAUUCAGCAUUAAAGUUAUGAUGUUUGUACACCUUCAAAGGCGCCCGAUCAAAAUUUUCAGUCCUGCCUGAUCGACGAGAUGACUGAUAUCAAAGGCUUUUACUUAUAUCAGUUACCUUAUCUUCCACCAUACACACACUAAUUAUCAUAUAAAUAAUAUCGAUGGAUGUAUGGCCACCUUUACAGAGGCUCCAUGGAACACUGACAUUGCUUCUUUUAAUGACCCCUGCAGUCACAUUCCAUAACAUUCUCGGAUUUUUACAAAAAGAGCUUACUGUAUAUUCAUUCCCAAACCAUGCGCUGACAACACAAAAAGCCUUGCAUGUGUAAACAUUAUCAUAUCAUCAAUAUAUCAUGUAAGGCUCAUUGAGCCUUAUUUAAAGCAAUUUAAAUUUCUUUAAAGGGUUUAUUAUUAUGGGCUAAAGUGUUAGUUUGCCUUAACCUUGAAUAUAUAUAUUUAUUCUUAGUUUAGUUUUAGAGAUGAGACAGCAGGAAAAAAUCUGCAAUAUUCCACUGAAAAUUAUGAGAUGGUACUUUAUUUUCACAUUAUCUCUAGUAGAAACUUUUCUUCUAUGCCUUUUAGAAUGAAAAUGGCAAUUUAAAAUAAAACUAUAAAGGUACAAAUAAGCUCUUGUUAAAAUGUAUACUUUACAUAGUCUAAUGCUAAGGACACACGUGGCAAAUCCUCUGCUGUGAGAGAAAGUCCAGUGCCUCUUCCACCUGCAUUUCACUAUACUUGCAUCUACCUGUCGCUGCCCACUUUUUGCGCAGUGCGGCUUUUGAACCAAAAAUGCUUGUGUGUAUUUUGUGGGUCAAAAUAUUGCCCAUGUGUGCAGUGACAGAUGGAGACAGGUGGGCGGAGGAUCUGCCACAUGUUCCUUUAGCAUGAACGGUUUAUCAUGUUUAUAUGUGUACUCACAUUCAGGUAUGCUUUUCCCUGUUUCUCUGCAUUCUGAUGUUAGCCUCAUAGCUUCACAAAUGUCAGCACUUUUCAGUAAAAUGUUUCACUCCUAAUUGUGCCCAAAGUCACUAAGAAUGCACACUGUGUUUUAUAGGAAUAAACACCCAGAGUAGUAUAUUGGUGCAUUCCAUUAGGAAAUGUUUUUCAAAAAUCUGCUAUUUAUAAGUUAUGAAGAGAUCCUUUAUGGUAAUCAGUCCUAAAACUGCUGUUCCACAAAACGGGUUACUGUAGUUUUCUAUAGCUGACAAACUCUUUCAAACAAUAGAAUGUGCUCCUAGCUGAAUUGUUAUCAGAUCCAUAAAUUCAUGGAUAGUGCUUUAUGUUCACUUUGAAACUGAUGCCAUUUAACUGCCUUGUGUUCUUGUACCUCAUAGAAAAACACAUUAAGGGCUCUGGCACACGGGGAGAUUAGUCGCCCGCAACAAAUCUCCCAUGUCGCGGGCGACUAAUCUAACCGAAAUGCCAUCCCACCAGUGAGAAUGUAAAUCACCGGUGGAAUGGCAUACGCGGCACCGAUUGAGGCAAGUUCGUCGAUUUUGGCAAGUUGCCGGCGCCCCGUAUGUCAUAUAGGGGAGAUUAGUCGCCCGCGACAAGGGAGAUUUGUUGCAGGCGUAUAAUCUCCCUGUGUGCCACAGCCCUUAAACAUUGUUAUCAGAUAUGGCUAUACAGCUGGAGGCUUGUAGGUUAGGUGUAGCCUUCCAAGUAACUAUAAUCCCAAUAAAACGUCUUUAUAUGGCAUCUGAGCAAUGAAUAUGUUAUAUAUGGGAUCACUGGUCCACUGCAUGGAAAAAGUUGGACAGUGCUCUUUAAAAUGAUUACAAAUAGAAGGGGAUCAAGCAUUGUGUUAUAUGGAGAUUUUAUACAUAAAAUUUGUCUGCACUUCUGAAAUGUGUCUGUCUGUCAAAGGUGUAUAAUAUAGCAAGGACAAACAAACACUGGGUAAAAAAUCCACACCUUAUUCUGUACGUAAGUUGUAUACACAAUUACAGUUCAUUGUAUGAAUGCUUCUUUUUUGCAAUGAUUUGUAUACCUCUGGCUGGAAACAGAAUCAUUUUUUAUUUUUUGUGACGUGUCCUAUUUGUACAACAAUGUAAUUAUUUAAACAGACUCUUGUUUUUUUUUAGAUUUGUGCCUAUUUUUACACUGGUACACAUAUUUCUAUUGUCGGAUUCAUCUCACAUGAAAAUAUCAGAAUAUUGUUUUGGUGGUUCCUAUGCUAUGCGUAAACAAGGCUUCAAGUUCGUAUUGAAAAAAGUUUGUUUAUUUUAGUAUUUAAAAAAAAUUGGUUCUAAUCUAACAAUUGUACAUACAGAAUAUAUGUUUUGUGGCCUAUCCUGUGUACAUAAACAGUGAUGCACAUGUUA